GUAUGGGACAUCAAGUUGCGUCAUCGUGCCGCACGAGCUCAUGUCCCUGAAUGUUCGCGAUGAAGUUCAUAGACAUGUGGCGAAGCUCAUGGCCUGGUCCAUGAAAUGUGCCGCCGAGGGCAAGUUUCCAAGUGUUGGUUUCCACGGCGAAGAGUUUGAACGGAACAGUGUUCGUCGGUGGACCCUGGAGAGCUGCACUCGCGAUCCAAUGCAUGUCAUCUACUUGGGCGUUUGUAGAGACAUCCUGGCCUCAGCUGAGGCUCUUGUCUAUCGAAAUGCACAAGACAUGCAAGCGGGCCAGGGUCUCAUGCCGCCGAAAAUUCUUACACCGUCGAACUGCAAUCUUGGCAAAGCGGAGUUUCCGGAGCUGGCCUCGACGUGGAAAGCUGCUGAGAUAAAGAUCAUGAUGUGGUUCCUCACCGUCAAAGCUGUUGAGCUCACGACCGGGACAAAUGAUGAGAUGCUCAGAGCGAGCACAACAUGCAUUUGGUCUCCGAACGAGGCCAUGUCCGUCUUGGACAUGCAUGAUCUGCUUUUACCAGUGGACGCAGCAAAGCGAGUCGGAGAUCUGCUUCGCCAAAGUCUGCUCCGCUGGCAGUAUUUGGCGGGCAAGUACUUUGAACUUGGAGUUCGAAGGUGGAAACUGCGUCCCAAACAUCAUGUGUUGGAUCAUUUUUGCGACGAGGUGCCCAGAACAAGGAUCAACCCCAGAUUAUCCUGCAGUUGUUUCCAAGAAGAAAGCUUCUUGGGGCAUUUGAAGCGAAUUGCGGUGAAGUGCUCAUCGGUUCGUGUGGUGGAAAGGACGCUCCAGCGAUUGCUGCUUUUAUUAGGGCUGCGGUGGCAUCACACUCGCGAGUAUGGUCGUGAGUUGCAGUCACGUUGCGGCUUGCAGGCCGAAAUUGCAACCAUGACGUGA
Molecule: messenger RNA, 916 nt
Organism: Symbiodinium necroappetens
Lineage: Eukaryota; Dinophyceae; Suessiales; Symbiodiniaceae
Source: the annotation of a GenBank genome assembly